Messenger RNA from Uloborus diversus, 1792 nucleotides. RefSeq lists its product as uncharacterized. NCBI's taxonomy places the organism in Eukaryota, Metazoa, Arthropoda, Arachnida, Araneae, Uloboridae. Gene Ontology annotation, biological process: DNA replication. Gene Ontology annotation, molecular function: DNA-directed DNA polymerase activity; DNA binding; nucleotide binding. The record is from RefSeq and is a predicted model, not a curated record.
UUGAUUCUAUUUCUUAUUUUACGUUUAUUUAUAGAUGUUUAAUUUCUCACUAACUCUUUCUCUUUUUUUUUUUUUUUUACAGUUGGAAAAUGCAUUGAGGCUUGAAGUACAGUCUGGGAGAAGGAUACAAAAAUAUGACGCCGAUCAGACCAUCUUUAAUGCACGUGUCGACCCAGAGCAACUUCCCGAUGACUUGCGGACCUCUCCCAUGGCCGCUGCACGCGAGUCUGUGCGGGAGCAUUUCCGUCUGAUACUCGAAAGAUCGACGGCAGGUUUAAGAGGAUCGGACUUAGUUAGAUUUUGCAUCCAGGCCGAAGGGUUGGAUCGCCCCAUCUCAACAAGGAUAAUGCCUGUAUCGGAGCUUACACUAGAGGUUAUACUUGCAGCGGUUCUGAAAUCCAAAGAUCAAAUCAUGAUGGACGCAGGCUUUUUUGUAGACGUGAUCACCAUACGUCGGGAUGUGGGAGCUGGACGCGUCCGGAUGUCUAACUAUAUGGUGGAUUGUGCGAACAAGCGUUCCAUACUAUUGAUCCCAGACGACGAGCGACUCUGCGGGGCAAAAGCCAUUUUACUUGCCUUAGCGCAUUUAAAAAAUGAUCAAAAAUUAAUUGAUGUGUUAAGGGAUAGACGGCGGAAUACUUUGCUGAACAGGGCAAAGGAGUUGCAUGCUGAAGCAGGGGUGCCUUUUGGUCCCUGUACUUAUGCGGAAAUUGCCCUGUUUGAAGAGCACUUAGAUUUACAGAUAGUCGUUUAUUCGACUGGUAAUUUUAACAAGGUCUCAUACAAAGGCAAAAUAAGAAACAGGAGAAUCAACUUGCUUUUGAAUGCAGGUCACUUUAAUGUGAUCAAAUCGCUGAACGGUUUCUACGGCAGCAAAUUUUACUGCCAGAGCUGCGAGAAGCCAUAUGAUCACCGAGAGAACCAUUUUUGUCCAAACAAAUGUUAUGUAUGUAUGAGAGAAGGGUGUAAUGCGGGGCAGCCUAGGCGCUGUGACGGCUGUGACAGAUUGUGCAAAUCGGAGGAUUGUUAUCAAGCCCAUAAGGCAGUGACGGGGAAUGAAAUUUUUUCCAUCUGUGAUAUUUUGUACCAGUGCCCUACGUGUUGCAAGGUAAUAAGAAGGCGUGACUGCCCUAGAGAAGAACACCGCUGCGGAACAUCUAAAUGUCCUUCCUGCGGCUUCUUCGUCAUCGCAGAGGAACAUCGUUGUCACUUAAAGCAAAUAAAACCAAAGAAACAGUCUACAGAUAUUAUCUUUUUUGACUUUGAGACCGACCAAGAAACUGGGGAGCACAAAGUGAAUUUUGCGAUCGCGCAAUACAUCGAUAAAGAGAAGGAGGUGCAGGAAAAGGUGUUCCGUGGUUACACGGCGUGUGAAGAUUUUUGCACAUGGCUGUUUACGCCCGCCCACAAGGGCUUUACAGUCAUAGCGCACAACAUGAAGGGUUAUGGUAUUUGUUCCUCAUUACUUUUUUUUUUAAAUUUUUAUCUAUACAGUAAUUUUCUUUUUCUUUUCAGAUUCGACGGACAAUUUAUAAUGGCGUGGUUGGUAGCUCAGGGCAUUGCACCUGAGACGGUCCCAAACGGAUCAAAGCUGAUGAUGAUUAAGCAUUCGUCAUUGAACAUACAAAUAAUAGACUCCUUUAACUUUUUGCCGAUAGCUCUUUCAAAAAUUCCUAGCUGCUUUGGGUUGGAAGAGCUUAGAAAAGGGUACUUCCCACAUUUCUUCAAUACUCGGCAGAAUCAAAAUUAUGUCGGCCCAUUGCCUAGCAUUGAGUUUUACGGUCCCGACUAA